Molecule: messenger RNA, 1829 nt
Organism: Labeo rohita (rohu)
Lineage: Eukaryota; Metazoa; Chordata; Actinopteri; Cypriniformes; Cyprinidae
Gene: pank2
Product: pantothenate kinase 2
Exons: 7
Coding region: 172-1485 (437 amino acids)
Biological process (GO): coenzyme A biosynthetic process
Cellular component (GO): nucleus; cytosol
Molecular function (GO): pantothenate kinase activity; ATP binding
Source: RefSeq, a predicted model, not a curated record
AGAGCAUUCAUUGGUGAUUCGAGUAACUGUGCUUGUGUUGUAAACACAGAGACGUAAACAUUUUCUAUGGAGACGUAAAUGACAAUAUGAAAUACCGGCAAUGCGUUUAUAUAUGUUAACUGUAAUUUUUCUGCGCAACAAUCGAUGUAGAGAUUUUUAGUAAAAGGCAUAAUGGAGCUGAACGGCUUCUACUGUGACGGCGAGGGAUGUGCGGAGGAGCAAGAGGAAGAACCGACAGCGCUCAAGCUGCUUCGAUCAAAGACGGAAACGUCAUGUAGCAUAAUUGCUACACCGGGUGCAGACAGCGCAGCGGCCGGCGGCAGUGUACUCCAAGAGCAGCGGAUGUCAAAAUCGACGCCGGCGAUGCUGAGGCUCGAUUCGCUGAAAAAGAACAGGCCGCCUUUCCCAUGGUUUGGCAUGGACAUUGGUGGCACAUUGGUGAAGCUGGUCUACUUUGAACCCAAAGACAUUACAGCAGAAGAAGAACAGGAAGAGGUGGAGAGUCUGAAAAGCAUCCGUCGUUAUCUCACCUCACACACCGCCUACGGCAAAACAGGUAUACGAGAUGUUCACCUGGAGCUCUCUGACCUCACCCUUUGGGGCCGCAAGGGCAACCUGCACUUCAUUCGCUUUCCAACGCACGAGCUGCCUGCCUUCCUGCAGAUGGGCCGAGACAAGCACUUUUCUAGUCUGCACACCACCCUUUGUGCCACUGGAGGUGGUGCAUUUAAAUAUGAGGAUGACUUCCUUACGAUGGCCAAUCUGAAGCUGUUGAAGCUGGAUGAGCUUGAUUGUCUAAUAAAGGGGGUUCUGUAUAUUGAUUCAGUGGUUUCAAGUGGUCCACCUGAAUGCUACUAUUUUGAGCACCCAACAGACCCUGAGCGUUGCGAGCAGAAGGCUUACAACCUGGAGAACCCCUACCCUCUGCUGCUUGUCAACAUUGGCUCUGGUGUCAGCAUACUAGCUGUAUAUUCCAAAGACAACUACAAGCGUGUUACUGGAACCAGUCUUGGUGGUGGUACAUUCCUCGGGCUCUGCUGCUUAUUGACUGGAUGCUCCACCUUUGAGGAGGCAUUGGCAAUGGCCACAGAAGGGGAAAGUACACGUGUAGAUAAACUAGUCAAGGACAUCUAUGGUGGCGACUAUGAGCGAUUUGGCUUGCCAGGAUGGGCUGUUGCCUCCAGCUUUGGGAACAUGAUGUGCAAGGAGAAAAGAGACUCAGUCUCCAAGGAGGAUCUGGCUAGAGCAACACUAGUCACCAUCACGAACAACAUCGGCUCAAUCACGCGCAUGUGUGCACUUAACGAGAACAUUGAAAGAGUGGUAUUUGUUGGAAACUUUCUGCGAGUGAACACAUUAUCCAUGAAGCUCCUCGCUUAUGCUUUGGACUACUGGAGCAAAGGACAACUCAAAGCCCUGUUCCUGCGACAUGAGGGUUAUUUUGGUGCGGUCGGUGCACUUUUGGAAUUGCAAAACCCAUGCUAAUCUGCUACUUACUUAAUCUUAGUUCACAACUUUUACCAAUAGAAAUAUUUAUGCAAACAGACCAAAGUUGCCUUCAAAUAUCAGACCAUGCCCUCCACCAAGAAGACCAAGGCCUGUCAUCUUAUGAAUACCAAAAAUAUUAUAGUCGCUAUAAUAACAUUUCUUAAUAAUGAGCUAUACAGUCAGGUUAAGCAAUCAAAAUUUAAGGAAUUGCAGCAAACAUCCUGUACCUUUUUCAAAGUCUUCUGUAAAAACAACCAGCUGAUAUGAGAAUAAGACACUAAGAUCUGAUACAUAGCGUCAGGUGAUUAGAUAUCAUUUAUAAUCUGUCAGCUGUUAUCUAA